CCACACGAGAGUCUGCCUUUGUCCAUGCCAUUGCAUCAGCAGGGGUGGCCUUCGCUGUGACCCGCUCCUGUGCCGAGGGCACGUCCACGAUCUGCGGCUGUGACUCCCACCACAAAGGACCUCCAGGAGAUGGCUGGAAAUGGGGGGGGUGCAGUGAGGAUGCCGACUUCGGCGUGCUGGUGUCCCGGGAAUUCGCAGAUGCCCGAGAGAACCGGCCGGACGCCCGCUCAGCCAUGAACAGACACAACAACGAGGCUGGGAGGACGACCAUCCUGGAUCACAUGCACCUGAAGUGCAAGUGCCACGGUCUCUCGGGAAGCUGCGAGGUCAAGACCUGCUGGUGGGCCCAGCCUGAUUUCCGGGCAAUUGGUGACUACCUGAAGGAUAAAUAUGACAGCGCCUCUGAGAUGGUGGUUGAAAAGCACCGAGAAUCUCGGGGAUGGGUAGAAACUCUGAGGGCCAAGUAUGCUCUUUUCAAGCCACCGACGGAGCGGGAUCUGGUCUACUAUGAGAACUCCCCCAAUUUUUGUGAGCCCAACCCAGAGACAGGCUCCUUUGGGACGAGGGACAGAACAUGCAACGUCACUUCCCAUGGGAUCGAUGGCUGCGACUUGCUGUGCUGCGGUCGUGGCCACAACACCAGGACUGAGAAACGGAAGGAGAAGUGUCACUGCAUCUUCCACUGGUGCUGCUACGUGAGCUGCCAGGAGUGCGUACGCGUCUACGAUGUCCACACCUGCAAGUAA
This is a messenger RNA of Balearica regulorum gibbericeps (East African grey crowned-crane), 746 nucleotides long. The record is from RefSeq and is a predicted model, not a curated record. NCBI's taxonomy places the organism in Eukaryota, Metazoa, Chordata, Aves, Gruiformes, Gruidae.